Molecule: messenger RNA, 1321 nt
Organism: Triticum aestivum (bread wheat)
Lineage: Eukaryota; Viridiplantae; Streptophyta; Magnoliopsida; Poales; Poaceae
Product: cystinosin homolog
Exons: 9
Coding region: 273-1088 (271 amino acids)
Biological process (GO): L-cystine transport
Cellular component (GO): vacuolar membrane
Molecular function (GO): L-cystine transmembrane transporter activity
Source: RefSeq, a predicted model, not a curated record
CCUGUCCGGGGAAUCCGUCCCGAUCCGUUGUGCAACCAGACCCGUCCAGUUUUCCCCCAGCAAGCAUGGGAGUAAUUGCGUUGACGACGGCGACGCUGCACGGGGAAUCGGGGAGAUGUUAAUCGAUUCCUUUUCCUCUGGAUUCCGGCUCUCCUUUUCCCGCACUAUAAAAUCCGGGGCAGCGGCCGGAAUCCGCAGAAAUCGCUGUCAGAAGGCCCUGCACUCAAACUCCACAGGAGGAGGGGGGCGAUAGAAGCAACGGGCCGCCGGCGAUGUCGUCGUCGUGGAACUCGGUGGGGCUGGAGGUGCUCUACCAGGUCAUCGGGUGGAUCGCCUUCGUGGCCUGGUCCUUCAGCUUCUACCCGCAGGUCGUCCUCAACUACAGGCGCAAGAGUGUCGUCGGUUUGAACUUCGAUUUUCUGGUGCUGAAUUUCACAAAGCACUCUUCCUACCUCAUAUACAAUGCUGCUCUAUUCUUCAGCCCCUUCAUCCAGAAACAGUAUCAUGACAAGUUUGGUGAUAAAGAGAUGAUUCCUGUUGCUGCAAAUGAUGUUGCUUUCUCUCUACAUGCAGUGGCCUUGACAUCUUUUACCCUUUACCAAGUUUUUAUUUAUGAGCGUGGAAAUCAGAAAGUCUCCAAAGUGUGCAUAUCAAUCUCUGCUGUUGUCUGGUCAGCCGCUAUUGUUUGCCUCAUUGUAGCUUGGCCAAAAAGUAACUGGCUAUGGCUUAUCGAUGUAUUCAAUUCAAUACAGGUUGCGAUGACAACAGUCAAGUACAUCCCUCAGGCUGUGAUGAACUUCAGGCGGAAGAGUACAGUUGGUUGGAGUAUUGGAAAUAUUUUACUUGAUCUUACAGGAGGGGUGCUGAACUUUGGUCAGAUGGGUGUGCAAUCUAUUGAUCAGCACACUUUAGUGAAUUUUUAUGGAAAUAUCGGCAAGACUCUUCUUUCGUUGGAAACUGUUUUCUUCGAUGUUCUCUUCAUAAUUCAACACUAUGUGUUGUACCCUGUCAAACGGGAUGAGAAUGACUCUGAGUACCCUGUUCUCCCCGUUCAAGUGAAAGAUGGGAAAGAUGGGACGCCCGUGUAAACUUGUAGGAUUGGAGAUGAAGAUGGGUCUUAUGGGUCCAAUGAAGCGUGAGGGAGGCUCUCAAGUACUCCCGGGAGUAAUUAACAUGUGUGAUGGAUUUACCAAGGACCAAAAACUAAAGGGCUCAACGAUGAAACGUUCAAAACAAUGCUCCAAGUCUGGCAUUGUCCACAUGUACCCACCAAUAAAAAUAGAUGUCCAUAUGUUAGCUAAGAAGAAGCAUCAGAAAUCCA